Molecule: messenger RNA, 2019 nt
Organism: Vespula pensylvanica (western yellowjacket)
Lineage: Eukaryota; Metazoa; Arthropoda; Insecta; Hymenoptera; Vespidae
Gene: ZnT63C
Product: zinc transporter 1
Exons: 9
Coding region: 616-1920 (434 amino acids)
Biological process (GO): zinc ion transmembrane transport; intracellular zinc ion homeostasis; detoxification of zinc ion
Cellular component (GO): membrane
Molecular function (GO): zinc ion transmembrane transporter activity
Source: RefSeq, a predicted model, not a curated record
UCUUUGCGCCAUGAGUUUAUUCAUUUCUUGUAAUCAAUUGUAACCGAUGUAAAGCAUAUAAUUUUAACAUAUCAGUUAAUUGUAAUUUAUUAAAAAAUCAUUUAUACAUCGGAAGCGUUUUUUCUAUCUAGUUUAUAAUCGAGAAAAGUGUUCUGUUUUAAGUUUCGAACUGUUACUACUUUCGUAUAACAUGUUUAUAAUCAGUUCAUACCUGAUAUUUUUAAUUAUAGUCAUUUGAUACUAACUGUAUGGAAAGGACAAAGUGUGAGCGAUUAUUAUACCCAGUAAGUAUGUUUUUGGGAUAAUACUUACUCACACCGAGUGACGUGUUUAAAUCGAAGUGGCUGCGAAAACAUUCGAAAAUAUUAGUAUUUUACAUAUUUACUCUACUCUUGCACAUUUUCUAUUUUUACUAUUUUGUCGAUUUUUCAAUCGCAAUUAAAUUUCUCUUUCUUUCGUUAACUAGCAGGUUUAAACUUGAACAAUAUAGAAGAAAUUCUUGUUCCUGUCGUGCCUGUGCUAUAAUAUUGUUACUAGUAAAGAAAACUUUUGUAAUGCUCCUUUUAGAGACUUGAAGAAAUUAUAAGUUUAUAAUACAAAAUUUCCACAAAAAUUAUGGGACGUUACACGGGAAAGAAAUGCCGCCUUUUGACAAUGUUAGGAUUAACAGCGCUUUUAUUUUUAGUAGAAAUAGUUGUUGGUUAUGUGACCAAUUCAAUGGCUUUAAUAGCUGAUAGUUUUCAUAUGUUAUCGGAUGUAGCUGCAUUAGUCGUUGCAUUUCUUUCUGUGAAGAUGUCGCCAAAAAAGUGGUCCAAGAACACUUUUGGAUGGGCUAGAGCCGAGGUAUUAGGUGCUCUUGUUAAUGCAGUUUUUUUAGUUGCCUUAUGCUUUAGCAUUACUGUGGAGGCAUGCAAAAGGUUCAUUGAAGUGGAAGAAAUACAUGAAGCUAAACUUCUUGUGUCUGUGGGUGCGCUUGGUCUAUUCGUGAACUUAAUAGGUUUAUGCUUAUUUCGUGAACAUGGAAGUUCUCAUGAUCAUUCGCAUGGUAUAUCACGUAGUCAUAACAGACUAAGCACAUUAGUGGGCACAGAUGACAAUGAAAAUGACAACACUUACAGACCACCAACGGCACAAGUAAAAAGAACACAUGGUCAUACGCAUGAUGCAAGUCAAAUGAAUAUGCGUGGUGUGUUCCUUCAUGUACUGUCCGAUGCAGUGGGUUCUGUUAAUGUAAUUGCCUCAGCUUUAAUAGUGUGGCUUACAAAAUGGCAGUACAGAUUUUAUAUUGAUCCAGCAUUAUCGCUAUUAUUGGUUAUUCUCAUGUUACGUUCUGUUUGGCCAUUGUUUCGGGAGUCGGCACUAAUUCUCUUACAAACUGUACCGACACAUAUUCAGGUUGAUGCAAUACAACAACGCUUAUUGGAAAAUGUUGAUGGUGUAUUAGCUGUACACGAAUUUCAUGUAUGGCAAUUAGCUGGUGAUCGUAUUAUAGCUUCCGCGCACAUAAGAUGUAGAAAUCUUUCAGAAUAUAUGAAAAUAGCAGAACAAGUUAAAGAAUUUUUCCAUAAUGAGGGUAUACAUUCUACUACAAUACAACCAGAGUUUAUUGAUUAUCAAUCAAAUAGCGAAAUUAAAGAUACACCAACAGAAGAUUGUGUAUUGGAUUGUCCAAAGACUGAUAAACCUUGCAAUCAUGCUACUUGUUGUGGUCCCUCUAAACAGGGUCGUGAAUCUCCUUCGCCCGGGGAAACACCAUAUAUGUGCAGGCAGCGUAACAGCUUGGCACGCUCAACUACUUCUAUAGGAGGAACAAAACAACAAGAAGUGAACGAGAUGGAGCGAGGACAUUUACUUUCUCUAUCUGGUUCUCAUCAUUCCAUCCAACUUCCGCAUUCUCACAUUAACACGCCAACAGUUUGAGUUAUUCUUUGAUAACCAUUUGCCUACCUCCAUAGCCGAUUACGCAUCGUAAAGAAAUGCUAUUGUACAAAUAUAAUAAAUUAAUAAUUUGAUUAUGCA